ACCUUAGUACCCCUCUGAUCUGAGCUCUGUUUCAGUUCUUGAUCGGGUUAUCUUUCUUGCUUGUACAUUAAUUUCUACCUCCUCCUUCUUCCCCUGCUUCUGAGAAUCCCCUUUUUGUUUUAUAAUGAUAGAGUAGAGCCGAAUUUCAGCGUAUUUACGGGCUUAUCUACUGUCAUCGAAGAGCGUUUCCUCAGUUCUUCUUCCUUGCUUUGCUUUACAUCUUUUUCUCUCUCAGAAAAAAGAUUUCGGCUUUGGAACAGUCAUUUGGAAGUUCCUUCGGCUCCGCCUUCCUUCAGCUGGCCUUCGACAGGUUUUCCUCUCCUGAGUUGCUGGACUUUAUUCGUUGAUGGAAGAUCGACUUGGGCGAAGUGGAGUCACUGAAGCAGAUGUCAGCCACGAUUCAGGCCUUAUCUGAUGAAGCUGAAGUGAAGUAUUUCACCAGCUUUCCUGUGAAAGUGUGGCUCGACCGCCUGAAACAACUCCUCUAUGAUGCGGAUGACAUACUGGAUGAGUUUGCCACUGAGCUUCUACGUCUGAAAUUGAAAUCUGAAAAUCAGACCCACCUUCGCCAAACCCAACAGGGAAUUGGAAGGUUUGGAUCAAAAGGAAGGGAAGUCAAUGAGAGUUUAAAAAGUAUAGCGCAAGAAGGUAUUGUUCUAGGUUUGAAUCCAAGCAUAGCAUCUGGGCCCUCAAGGCUAAAGGUAUUCAGUCAGAGGCCACCGACAAGUUCUUUGGUGAAUAGUUCUAAAGUUUUAGCAGAGAGAAAGAUAUCUGGAAGAUUGUUAAAUGGAAAAAACUCCAAGUCAUCCCGGUAACACUGAUAGUAAUUUUC
Messenger RNA from Macadamia integrifolia, 832 nucleotides. RefSeq names its product disease resistance protein RGA2-like. NCBI's taxonomy places the organism in Eukaryota, Viridiplantae, Streptophyta, Magnoliopsida, Proteales, Proteaceae. The transcript has 2 exons. The record is from RefSeq and is a predicted model, not a curated record. Bases 387 to 815 code for a protein of 142 amino acids.